Messenger RNA from Haliotis rufescens (red abalone), 849 nucleotides. RefSeq lists its product as uncharacterized. The coding region runs from base 1 to 849 and encodes 282 amino acids. NCBI's taxonomy places the organism in Eukaryota, Metazoa, Mollusca, Gastropoda, Lepetellida, Haliotidae. The transcript has 2 exons. The record is from RefSeq and is a predicted model, not a curated record.
AUGUCGUCCCGGAAGCAUACAGACCGCAAAGUACUGACCUCAAGACACUGGACACAUAAUACUGACCACAUUCUACUGACCUCAAGACACUGGACACAUAAUACCGACCGCAUUCUACUGACAUCAAGACACUGGACACAUAAUACCGACCGCAUUCUACUGACAUCAAGACACUGGACACAUAAUACCGACCGCAUUCUACUGACCUCAAGACACUGGACACAUAAUACUGACCACAUUCUACUGACCUCAAGACACUGGACACAUAAUACCGACCACAGUCUACUGACAUCAAGACACUGGACACAUAAUACUGACCACAUUCUACUGACACCAAGACACUGGACACAUAAUACAGUUCACAUUCUACUGACAUCAAGACACUGGACGCAUAAUACCGACCACAUUCUACUGACCUCAAGACACUGGACACAUAAUACCGACCACAGUCUACUGACAUCAAGACACUGGACACAUAAUACUGACCACAUUCUACUGACACCAAGACACUGGACACAUAAUACCGACCACAUUCUACUGACAUCAAGACACUGGACACAUAAUACCGACCACAUUCUACUGACACCAAGACACUGGACACAUAAUACCGACCACAUUCUACUGACCUCAAGACACUGGAAACAUAAUACUGACCACAUUCUACUGACACCAAAACACUGGACACAUAAUACUGACCACAUUCUACUGACACCAAAACACUGGACACAUAAUACCGACCGCAUUCUACUGACAUCAAGACACUGGACACAUAAUACCGACCACAUUCUACUGACAUCAAGACACUGGACACAUAAUACCGACCACAUUCUACUGACCUCAAGACGCUGA